GUAACCAGCCUUGACCUGUCCGGGUUGGGAGAUAGGGCCGGAUGGUGUAUAUGGAUAUUCCGGGUCGAGGACAGGUGGAGCAAACUCCGCUCCGACCCGAGCCAUUGCUAUCAUCCCUAGUACUCAGCAAUUUGGUGGCUUUUUGCAGCUAAGGAUGGGAGGCCGAGGAGUUAUUGGUGAUAAAUGGUCCUCAAGGAUUCUUUGGCCUCUGGUUAUUUCUUUUCUAGGCCUGUAUAUGGUUGUUGUUGAAAGACAAUUACAAAACAGGGAACGAAUGAUGGCUGAAGGUUUGAAGAAUACUGUUGCAGAAGUAGGCACCGGUACUGACAAUGUUUAAAUGCGUGACAAUAAUUAAAUGCCGAUAAAAGCAGUAUUUUCUUUUGAAGAGCUCUCUCGAUAUGCUAACUUGAGUCAACUGUUCAUGUAAGAGAUUAGAGAUCUCCUCUUGUUUUGUUUUGGCAUUUGGAGCUUGAGGGUUUUUCUCUCAUGACAAUUCAUCUACUUCUGAUAGAUGUUAGUGUUUCAUCUAUCGGAGUGAACAGUUCAUACUGAGGAAUAUAAAAGAAUAGCCUUCAAAUU
This is a messenger RNA of Populus trichocarpa (black cottonwood), 579 nucleotides long. RefSeq lists its product as uncharacterized. The record is from RefSeq and is a predicted model, not a curated record. NCBI's taxonomy places the organism in Eukaryota, Viridiplantae, Streptophyta, Magnoliopsida, Malpighiales, Salicaceae. The transcript is spliced from 2 exons. Bases 155 to 337 code for a protein of 60 amino acids.